Molecule: messenger RNA, 2184 nt
Organism: Danaus chrysippus (African queen)
Lineage: Eukaryota; Metazoa; Arthropoda; Insecta; Lepidoptera; Nymphalidae
Source: the annotation of a GenBank genome assembly
AUGGGUCGUAAGGUUGUAGUCGCUGUAUGUACUCUGAAUCAAUGGGCGUUAGAUUUCGAUGGAAAUCUUAAUAGAAUAUUACAGUCCAUUCAAGAGGCUAAGGAGAUGGGAGCUUUGUAUCGUACAGGACCCGAGUUGGAAGUGUGCGGUUAUAGUUGUGAGGAUCAUUUCCACGAAUCUGAUACAUUUUUACAUAGCUGGCAAAUUCUAGUAGAACUGCUAAAAUCUCCCACAUGCAAAGAUAUAUUGGUUGAUGUUGGUAUGCCGGUCAGGCAUCGGAAUGUUUCAUAUAAUUGUAGAGUAGCAUUCUUGAACAAAAAGAUACUGCUGAUUAGGCCAAAAAUGUUGCUAUGCGAAGAUGGUAAUUAUAGAGAGUCUAGGUGGUUUUCUUGUUGGACUAAAGAAAGACAAGUAGAAGAUUAUUACUUACCAAGAAUGAUAACUGCUAUAACUGAUCAAACAACUGUUCCAAUCGGAGACGCUGUUAUCUCAACGAAAGACACGUGCAUUGGAUUUGAGAUUUGUGAAGAGUUGUGGAAUCCUCAAAGUCGUCAUAUCCCUAUGAGCCUAGACGGUGUAGAAAUUAUAUCAAACGGAUCCGGAAGUUACAUGGAACUGAGAAAAGCCUACGUAACCGUCGACCUAGUUAAGAGCGCAACCUUCAAGAGCGGUGGCGCGUACCUGUUCAGUAACCUUAGAGGUUGCGAUGGCCAAAGAAUUUACUUCAACGGUUGUUCAUGUGUCGCGGUCAAUGGACAUAUCGUGAGUCGAGGGCUGCAAUUCGCUUUACCCGAUGUUGAAGUCAUAACAGCUACUAUAGAUUUGGAGGACAUCCGGUCAUAUCGAGCCAGUAUAAGAUCGAGGUCACACAUAGCAGCCUCAAAUCCACCUUUUCCAAGAAUUCCAGUUGACUUCGCAUUAUCAGACGAUGAUGACAUAUACCUAACUAUCAAUCCGCCGAUAGAAUGGAAGUACCUCACGCCGGAGGAAGAAAUCGAAUUAGGUCCAGCGUGUUGGUUGUGGGACUAUCUCCGGAGGUCGGGUCAGGGUGGUUUCUUCCUGCCACUGAGCGGCGGAGUCGACUCUACUAGCACAGCCUGUAUAGUGUUUUCUAUGUGCACACUCAUAUGUGAAACUAUACAUAAAGGAGAGAGUCAAGUGUUGUAUGAUCUUCGUAAAAUCCUCUGUCAGAGUGAUUACACUCCUUCCGAUCCUAUGGAGCUCUGUAACCGCUUGCUAGUCACGUGUUAUAUGGCCUCCGAAAACUCUAGCAGUGAGACCAAACAAAGAGCUUUACAGCUUGCAAGUGAAAUAGGCAGCUACCACUUCCCUAUAACGAUCGACGCUGCCGUUAGUGCUGUUAUAGGAAUAUUUACAACCGCUACUGGUUUGGUACCGAAAUUUAGAAGCAAAGGUGGCUGUCCAAGACAGAAUCUUGCUUUGCAGAAUAUUCAGGCUCGUCUACGCAUGGUGCUAUCAUAUUUAUUCGCUCAACUGAUGCUAUGGGUGCGAGGCAGGCCGGGUGGUUUACUAGUGUUAGGAUCGUCCAACGUAGAUGAAGCAUUAAGAGGUUAUAUGACUAAAUACGACUGUUCUAGCGCCGAUAUCAACCCAAUAGGCGGAAUAUCAAAGACCGAUUUGAAAUCAUUCCUGGGAUACGCUAAAAAUCGUUUCUUCCUGCCAUCUAUAAACGAGAUACUCCAAGCUCCGCCCACCGCGGAAUUAGAACCUUUGACGGACGGACAAAUAACACAGACGGAUGAACAAGACAUGGGCAUGACUUACUCAGAAUUAUCAGAAUUUGGGAAACUACGGAAAACAUACUACUGCGGACCAUACAGUAUGUUUAAUAAACUGGUACAUACUUGGGGUAAUAAAUGUACCCCAGAGGAGGUGGCUGAGAAAGUGAAACAUUUCUUCCGCUGCUACGCCAUCAAUCGUCACAAGAUGACCGUACUGACUCCGUCCUACCACGCGGAGAGCUACAGCCCCGACGACAACCGGUUCGACCACCGACCGUUCUUAUACAGGGUGCACUGGAACUGGCAGUUCAGGGUCAUUGAUGAAGCGGUCGUUCAAAUGACUAAGGACAAACGCAUCAAGCAAGGCGACAAUACACCGGAGCAGAACACUAACUUGGUGCAUUUCAAUAGGAACAGAGAAAGAAAAGGAGUUCUUAUAUAA